AAAUUAAAAACAAAAUCCAUUGAAUUUUUUUGUCUCCAUAUUCUAUCUAUGAACCAACGGUCAUAACUGUCAUUUCUUGAAAAAAAUCAAUGGCAAUCUGCCUUUCCUCUGCUUCAUUUUCACUGCCCAAACACCACUCUCUGAUUUCACCUUCUCAGUUUCUCCUCUUUACAAAGAAAAAUUCCCUUCUCACUUGCAAAUCAACAAAUGAUUCCAAUGAGGACUAUUUGCUGGAUGCUCCGGUUUCAGUCGGAGACGGGUUUUCCUUCAGUGGAGGGAAGUAUUCGGAUGAACCGAGUCCGGCCGACGAAUGGUUCAAGCAAGGAAAAUAUGUGAAAGCACACCCUGUCGGUGGCACCGGAGAGAAGGCAAAGGAUCCGAUUUUCGGACUUGUUAUGGCUGGUUCGUCGCAGUCAUCAACUGAUCUUUUCAGAUGGUUUUGCGUCGAAAGUGGAAGCACAGCCAAUCCACCGGUUAUUCUAAUUCACGGUUUUCCUUCACAGGCAUAUUCGUACCGCAAAGUUCUUCCCAUGCUAUCGAAGAAAAAUCAUGCUAUUGCUUUUGAUUGGCUAGGAUUUGGAUUUUCGGAUAAACCACAACCGAAAUAUGGCUUCGAUUACACUUUAAAAGAAUAUGUAGACUCACUCGAAUCCGUCGUCGACAAAUUCUCGAAAGACAAGGUUACUCUCGUCGUCCAGGGGUACUUUUCACCGGUUGUCGUCAAAUACGCCAAAGAUAAUCAAGAAAAGAUUAGCAACCUUAUUCUACUUAAUCCUCCACUGACAGAGAAACACGGAAACCUGCCGUCAACGCUUGCUAUAUUCAGCAACUUUUUGCUAGGAGAAAUUUUUUCUCAGGAUCCAUUAAGAGCGAGUGAUAAAGCCUUAACAAGUAGCGGUCCUUACAAAAUGAAGGAAGACGAUGCAAUGGUUUACAGAAGGCCGUAUCUCACUUCUGGUUCUUCGGGUUUUGCUCUCAAUGCAAUUAGCAGAUCAAUGAAAAAAGAAUUAAAGGGAUGUAUCGAGGAGAUGAGGAAAACUCUAAUGGACGAGAAUUGGAAAGUUCGAACGACUGUUUGCUGGGGUUUAAGGGACCGAUGGCUGAGCUUUGAUGGUGUCGAAGAUUUCUGCAAAGAAUCGAAGCAUCAAUUAAUCACACUUCCCAUGGCAGGGCAUCAUGUGCAAGAGGAUUGCAGUGAGGAAAUAGGAGAUAUUAUUGCCGGAAUCCUAAGCAAAAGAAGACGCAUAUGAUGUAUAUGUAUGUAUAUAUAUUACUCGAUUAAAUGAAACAAUCAGGGGGUUGUAAUAUUACUCGAUUAAACGAAACAAUUUUCAUUGUUUUCUCGACACAAAGAUUAAGAGUGUAAAGAUAAAUUAUUGGUAAAUAAACUUUCUUGCA
Erythranthe guttata (spotted monkey flower) is the source of this 1398-nucleotide messenger RNA. RefSeq names its product alpha/beta-Hydrolases superfamily protein. The record is from RefSeq and is a predicted model, not a curated record. Gene Ontology annotation, molecular function: epoxide hydrolase activity. NCBI's taxonomy places the organism in Eukaryota, Viridiplantae, Streptophyta, Magnoliopsida, Lamiales, Phrymaceae.